AUGGCAGGCCUCUUGGACAGCUCGAGCGGCCUGUGGACCGUGCUCGGGCAGGCCUCGAACGUGGCGCAGCUGGUCGGCGUCGACGCGCUCGGGCUGGUGUCCAUGGUCGUGCAGGCCGCGUUGGCUGCGCGCCGCCACCGCGACGCGUGCCGGCGCCUGGCGCAGCACGUGGAGGUCGUCGGCGGCCUGCUGCAGGAGCUGGAGGUCGCCGAGCUGAUGCGGCGGGAGGUCACGCGGCGGCCGCUCGAGCAGCUCCAGGGCGCACUGCGACGGUGCUACGCGCUCGUCACGGCGUGCCAGGACUGCGGGUACCUCCGCAGCCUGUUCCUCGGCGCCCGGAUGGCCGACGAGCUCCGCGCUGCGGAGAAGGAGAUCGACAUGUUCAUCCGCUUAGUCCCACUUAUCGCCCUCGUCGACAGUACGCAUGAUCGCAAUGCCAAGCAGACUGCCGAGGGAGAACCAGGUCUAAUCACGAAUGGUUCAAACCAUCAUGUCAGGUUUCCAAGAAGUGUUUCGGACUUCACCAAAAUACAGAUUCAAGGACCUACUCAAGUUUGCAGUGUUGCAAAACAACCAUUAUCAGGAGCACUGGACUUUAGAGAACAGAAAAGUCUGAACAUUGAAGAACUGUUGGAGCUUUGCAUCCGUACUCAAGAGAGUUGCUCAGGAUUCAGAAGGUUUGAAUUCUUCCAGAUUAUUGAUGCUACAGACAAUUUCUCAGAAAGUAGAAACAUCGGGUGGGGUGGUUUUGCUACAGUUUACAAGGGUCAGUUGCCUGAUGGAUCCAUGAUUGCCAUCAAAAGGAUGGAUGAACAUGCUACAGUGUUUGAUUUCAGCAGUGAAUUUCUGCUUGCGAGGCUUCAGCAUACCAAUCUAGUUAGGCUAUUGGGGUGGUGCAUCCAUGGGAAAGAAAGAAUUCUGGUGUAUGAGCUCAUGCACAAAGGUGGCCUGCACCAAUGCAUCUUUGACAAAGUAAAGGGGCCAUUGCUUGACUGGUCUAAGCGACUUAAUAUAAUUAAAGGAUUAGCAGAGGGACUUGUUUACUUACACAAGCACUCCAAGUUUUGCAUUGUCCAUAGGGACCUGAAACCCGAAAAUGUACUCCUGGAUCAUGGCAUGAACCCAAAGAUUUCAGAUUUCGGAUCAGCUGUAACUCUGAGUUCAGAUGCAUCAGAAGGGCAUACAAGUAGGGUUGUGGGAACUUGUGGUUACAAAGCUCCAGAGUAUGCAUCUCGAGGCAUUUAUUCAGUCAGGUCUGAUGUUUUUAGCUUUGGGGUGUUGGCUUUAGUGGUCAUCAGUGGGCGAAAGAAUAUCAUACUGGAGCAUCAAGGAGACACUGUUGGUAACCUCGUAAGAGAUGCAUGGCAGUUGUGGCAUGAUGGAAGGCUACAUGAGCUUGUAGAUCCAAUAUUAGGUGAUGGAUUUGAACUUGCUGAGGUAAAGCAGUACGCUCAGGUGGCACUACUCUGCACUCAGGAAGAUCCAGCAGAUCGCCCCACCAUGUCAGACGUUACUGCACUCCUAAACUUUGAAAGCAUAAGCCUAUUGCCGGAUCCUAAGCAGCCAUCUGAGCUGAACAAUGGUGGUGCUACUGGUGACAAAUUAUCGACGUAUGUUCAUCAAUCAAGUAGAACCAUAAACAUAACCAUCACAAGCUCAGCUCCAGUAUCAACUAGGGUCUGCAUCAUUGUGGAGCCAGAGACUUGA
Miscanthus lutarioriparius is the source of this 1707-nucleotide messenger RNA. Lineage: Eukaryota; Viridiplantae; Streptophyta; Magnoliopsida; Poales; Poaceae. The record is from the annotation of a GenBank genome assembly.